AUGGUCACGAGAAAGAAGAAAGUCCGCAAGUCCAAGAAAGAGGCUUUCCAGUCAGUACUGUUAGCUGCCAGGUCCUGUCAAGAAUCCAUUCCACCCAAGGGUGUCAUUUCAAGUACUUCCAAAGAGAAUCAGGAAUGCAGUUCCAAACCCUGCCAGAAACGACAGAUUCAGCUGUUUGUGAAUAGUUCUUUGACAUCACCAGUCUGUCUGCAACUACAUCCGUCCACUACUAUCUCAGCAUUGAAAGGAUUACUACAAGACAAAGUGGGGAUUGAACCAGAGAAACAACAUCUGUUAACAAGGAAAAACCAUGAGCUCCGUGAUGACCUCUCCCUAGCGAAUUAUGGAAUUGAGCAAGACACCAACAUAGAGUUGCGUCUAGUGUCUGGGUUGAUGGGAGGAGAUGACAAACAGAAAACAGCAGAGAGAAAGAAGACAAAAAGAAGGAAAAAGAAAUCUGGGAAGAAAUUUACAUCUACAGAGGAAAUGAUUAGGCAAAGUGACUCUGAUGAGGAAUUUCAAGUGAGGUCAACCAACGAUUCGGGGAAUUCCCCUAAAACCACAAGCGACCAACCAACAGAGGGAAAGAAGAGGAGUAGACGACGAAGACCAAAUCAUGUCGAACAGGAACCAUCAUGUGAAGAAGGCAAAAUAUCAACCACCCUAGAUCAAGAUAACUCUUCAAUUGCUGGUGGCUCAGCUACAAAUUUCGACAAACUCGACCUGUUUCUGUGGAUUCUAUGCCUCCCACUGAUCGCAAUCCGUGUCAUCCUGAGCAAUUGGUCUCCUCGCAUGAUUCAAGUCACCUCCUCAUCUAAAGAUGACACCAUUAGACCACCAUCCUCAGCUGUCGCAGAACAAGAACAUUCCAAUGACUAUGGGAAUUCUUCAACUUCAGCAGCAAAACUUGGGAGAAAGAGGACAAGAAGACGACGACAAGGGAAAGCGAGACGAAACCCGUUAUUAGAUGAAGCUGAAAGACAAACUACCUCAGAUGAUGAAAAGCAAGAUCACUUGAAUGACUUGGGGAAGUCUGACACCUCAGCAGGAAAACCUGGGAAAAUACGAAGUAGAGUCAAGACCAAAAACAAAUCAGGAAAGACAAGAAAAGGCAAAAAAGCUGCCAUGAAAUCCUCAUCCGAAGAAGAAGCCAUCGAUAAAACAAGCAAAGGUGAUCAAGCUGAAAAUAAGUUAGUCAACUCAAGGGAUUCCACCGCCUCCUCAUCAGCCAAGACCACUGCUAAGAGAAACAACCAACCAAAAGGGAGAAAGAGGACGAGAAGACGACGACACGGGAAGGCGAGACAAAGACUCUUAUUUCAUGAGGCUGAAAAACAAACUUCCUCAGAUGACGAAAAGCGGGAUCCUUCAAAUGCCUUUGGGGAGUCUUACACCUUGACAAGAAAACCUGGGAAAGUACACAGAAGAGGCAAGACUGAGAACAAUUCAGGCAAGAGAAAGAAAGGCCGAAAUAUUGCCAAGAAAUCCUCAUCCAAAGAAGAAGCCAUCGAUAAAACAAGCAAAGGUGAUCAAGCUGAAGAUAAGUUGGUCAACUCAAGGAAUUCCACCGUCUCCUCAUCAGCCAAGACCACUGCUAAGACAAACAACCAAUCAAAAGGGAGAAAGAAGACAAGGAAACAAACAAUUGCUGACAAGAAACCAUCUGGUGAAGAGAAGAAAGAAUCCCAAAUCCAGCUGUUUGUGAUUAGUUCUUUGAGAUCACCUGUAUGUCUGCAACUACAACCGUCCACUACUAUCUCAGCAUUGAAAGGAUUACUACAAGACAAAUUGGGGAUUGAACCAAAGAAACAACGUCUGUAUACAAGGAAAAACCAUGAGCUCAAGGGUAGAAUGUCCCUGAAAGAACUUGGAAUUCAGCAAGACACCAACAUAGAGCUACGUUUAGUGUCUGGGUUGAUGGGCGGAGCCGAUGAUGAACAGAAAUCAGCAGGGAAUUCAACAGAAAAAACUAGCAAAGAUUCAAGGAGGAGACAAAAGGGAAAUAGAAAGGCUAGUAGAGCCAGCUGUGGCGGCGAAGACACGUGUAACAACACCUCCGCAGUUAAGGCAUCCGCUGGCCACCCAUCAGGGGAAACAAAACAGAAACUAGAGCAGCCAAGGCAAGAUGCUCCUAGAAGGAUACAAAACGGGAAAAGAAAAGCUACUAAAAGAAGGACAAGCUUCUGCGGAGAACAAAGCGCGGGUAACUCUGAGGAUUCUUCCACCUCAGCUUCUCUUAAGGCACGUGCUGGCCACCCAUCAGUGGAUACGAAAAAACAGAAACUAGAACAUCCAAGGAAAGACGACAAAUCCAGUAGGAUACAAAGCGGGAAAAGUAAAGCUAAGACAGGGACAAGCCUUGGCGGUGAAAAAAACCUGGAUAACUCCGAGGAAUCUUUCAUCUGCUCAGCAGUUAAUGCCCCCACUGAUAACCUGUCAGGGGAAAAUCAAGUGCAUAAAAGGAAACUCGAGAACAAAAAAUGGAACAGCCAAGGAAAGACAAUGAUUCCAGGAGGAUGGAAAAGGGAAAAACUAAAGCUAAGGCAGGGACAAGCCCUGGCGGUGAAGAAAACUCUGAGGAAUCUCUCAUCUCCGUAG
Messenger RNA from Patiria miniata (bat star), 2598 nucleotides. RefSeq lists its product as uncharacterized. The transcript has 13 exons. Gene Ontology annotation, biological process: modification-dependent protein catabolic process; protein ubiquitination. Gene Ontology annotation, molecular function: ubiquitin protein ligase binding; protein tag activity. NCBI's taxonomy places the organism in Eukaryota, Metazoa, Echinodermata, Asteroidea, Valvatida, Asterinidae. Bases 1 to 2598 code for a protein of 865 amino acids. Gene Ontology annotation, cellular component: nucleus; cytoplasm. The record is from RefSeq and is a predicted model, not a curated record.